GGGAGAAAGAGAAAAUCACGCUCCCAGUUAGGCGAAGAGAUGCAGCACCUUAGGUACAGACUGGAGGAAGCACUCCAGCGGCAGCAGAGGUAUUCAGUGUCCCAUUCAUCCUCAUCCCAGCUGGCACAAUCAUCCUGGGAUCAGCAUGUCCUUCCUGAUGAUCUGGUUGCCAUCGAUGCUCCCCUGGAGGAGCUUCUGGAGCAGUUGGCGGAAGCCGAGGGUCAACCUAAGCAGCUGAGGGUGAUCUCCGUAGUUGGGUUCUCUGGAUUGGGGAAGACCAUCCUUGCCCGGGAGUUGUACAACAGCGAGAUUGGCAAGCAGUUUGAGGAAAGGGCACGGGUUUCUGGGACGCAUGGGGAUCCAGGGGAGCUCUUAAGUGAGAUACUCCGUCAACUGAACAAGCCAGAUCUGGUUACCUCCAAUGUCAACCAGCUUAGUGCUGAUCUUUGCAACUUCCUGAAUAACAAGAGGUACUUCAUCGUAAUUGAUGGCAUGAGGUCAGAUCAAUGGAGUAUUGUAAAGCCUGCCUUCCCUCGAGAUGUUAGCAGUAGAAUAGUGGUGACAACAAAAAUCCAGUCAGUAGCCAAUACCUGCAGCUCAACCCACGGUUACAUACACAAAAUGAGAAGACUUGAUGAGAAACACUCAAAGCAAUUGUUUCUGAGAAAUGCUUGUCCAGGGGAAUAUUCAGAUUACUUGCAGCCUGAUUCAGCAGCAAUUUUAAAUAAAUGUGAUGAUCAACCACUUGCUCUGACUACUGUCGCCCAUUUUAUGCAAAAAAAGAGUUGGCCGACAGGACAAGACUGCGAGGAUGUGUGCAACAAGGCUCGUUUCUAUGAUCUGCAGAGCGGUGACGAUACCUUGGACAGGAUGCAUCAGGUGUUGACCCAUGACUAUGCCAGCCUUCCAAGCCAUGCCCUCAAAGCAUGCUUUCUAUAUUUUGCUAUGUUCCCUAGUGAUCAUCCAGUCAGGGCGAAAAAGAUAAAGAGCCAAUGGAUAGCUGAGGGAUUUCUGCAGCCAACAAAUUUAUGCAAUGAUCCAGCUGCUGAAAAUUUUGAGAAGCUAAUGAAUCAGAACAUCAUCCAACCCAUUAAUGUAAGCAUCAAUACCAAAGUGAAAACUUGCAAAACUUAUGGCAUGAUGCACGAGUUCAUUACGCUCAAGUCUCUCUGUGAAAACUUCAUUACUUUGUUUGAUGGAGGGGAUAGCUCCAACCUAACCAUGCCCGUCGCAUUUCUCUCCAUCAUAACAGUAUUACAGAUCUGGUGUGAGUCAUCUGCGACUAGUACUAGAUUGACUACUCUUCAGAAGGCCAUACAAGAGUUCAUUCAUGAUGAAAAGGAUGCAAGCAAUGACCCUCGUUCAUUUUCGCUCUAUUUUGAUGGAUGCUCUGAGGACUUUUUGAAAGAUUUAAAGGCUCCCUGCUAUCUUAGGUCACUGAAAUUACAGGGCAGGUUACUAGAACUUCCUGGGUUUGUCACGGCACUGCGCCGACUCAGGGAGCUGCACCUUCAAUCAACUAAAAUGACAGCUGAUCUUCUCACAGCUUUGACCAAUUUGACGCAUCUGCAGUACCUUAAGCUGAUUGCAGAUGAACUUGAAGAGAUCCACAUUAACAACAAGGGAUUGCCAAGGCUGCUUGGCCUAUGUUUUGUGCUGCAGCGUCCAACAUUUCCAAAGGUCGAAGAAGGUGCUUUGCCAUUUCUUAAAUCUCUUCAGCUGCUCUGUAAAGAUAUGAAUGGCCUCUGUGGAAUCCAGAUCAAAGGUUUCACACGACUGAGCGAAAUAAUGCUUGAUUGUAGAGUCACUGAUGGUACUAAAGCAAACUGGGUGAGGGCGGCUAAGGAACAUCCCAACAGGCCAAUAGUUGUCCUCAAAAGGGCUAUACCACCUAAGGUAGAUCAUGAUGGAGAUUCCACUGCAGCAGGGGAAACUGAGAAUGAGAUUGUAGAUCGUUCUGUUCUGUCAGAGGAACAGGUACAGGAGACUCACACCCAAAUGCCACAUGACGAAACAGAUUCUGCUUUCAAUAAUAUGGGACAGCAAGUGAUUUGUGCCGCUUUAACUGGUUCAUCCAUUGCUAACAAUGGCCGAGUGGCUUCGUAGUUCUUCAUUUCAUACAUGCAUGACUUUAUAAGGAUUCUGAUCCUUGUGGGAGCAUGACGGUCAGCUUUCUUUCCCUUCUCUUUUUAUUCUCAUGUGCAGCCAAUUUCCCUCCAGAAAUAUCUAAUAUACUAUCUUUUGCAAAGUUAAUCGGGUCAGUUCUCUCAUAUACAUCUAUCGACGUACCUAUUUUACGGUA
This is a messenger RNA of Setaria italica (foxtail millet), 2302 nucleotides long. RefSeq names its product disease resistance RPP8-like protein 3. The record is from RefSeq and is a predicted model, not a curated record. The coding region runs from base 40 to 2106 and encodes 688 amino acids. NCBI's taxonomy places the organism in Eukaryota, Viridiplantae, Streptophyta, Magnoliopsida, Poales, Poaceae. The transcript is spliced from 2 exons. Gene Ontology annotation, biological process: defense response to other organism. Gene Ontology annotation, molecular function: ADP binding.